Molecule: messenger RNA, 1861 nt
Organism: Telopea speciosissima
Lineage: Eukaryota; Viridiplantae; Streptophyta; Magnoliopsida; Proteales; Proteaceae
Product: probable pectinesterase/pectinesterase inhibitor 61
Exons: 3
Coding region: 1-1827 (608 amino acids)
Biological process (GO): cell wall modification
Molecular function (GO): pectinesterase activity; pectinesterase inhibitor activity
Source: RefSeq, a predicted model, not a curated record
AUGGGUUAUGGCCGGCUCGGAUCAUCGGGGUCCAUAGGGUCUCACGAAUCUCACCCAACCGAACUGGAGAAACCCACCACCUCAACCAAGAAAGGAAAUCGCAAGCUCAUUAUAAUCGGCGUCUUCGCUUUCGUUCUCGUCGUCGCUACAGUGGCUUCUGCAGGACUCGUCGUCGUACUCCGACCAAAAGCUUCCGGUGAACCAGCUCAUGCAAUUCGGGGAAAACCCACGCAGUCCAUCUCCAAAGCCUGCAGCAAGACUCGGUACCCGGAUCUCUGUGUCAACUCGCUUGUCGACUUCCCCGGAGCUCUCAAUGCCGGUCAGCGCGACCUCGUUCACAUCUCAGUCAACAUGACACUUCAACGUAUCGGAAAAGCACUCUAUGACGUUUCGGAUAUUGGAAACUUACAGAUGGACGUGUUGGUUCGGUCGGCGUACCAGGAUUGUCUUGAACUCCUUGAGGAAUCGGUGGAUCAGCUUUCACGGUCACUGAUGUCGGUGGCGCCGCCUGCUGAAGGAAACGGACGUGGAGGGCCCGUUGGUUCGACACAAGACGUGAUGACGUGGUUGAGCGCGGCACUCACCAAUCAGGACACUUGUACGGAAGGAUUCGAUGAUGUGAGUGGUGGGUACGUGAAGGAUCAGAUGUCGGCGAAGCUUAAGGAUUUGUCGGAGUUGGUAAGUAAUUGCUUGGCUAUCUUCGCUUACUCUAGUGACGGCGAGGACUUCUCCGGCGUUCCAAUUCAAAACCGGCGGAGAUUGAUGGAAACCGGUUUUCCGAUGAUGGAGGAGGAAAAUGAAAGUGGUGCUGGGUUUCCGGCAUGGCUGACGAAAAUGGAUAGAAGGCUUCUUCAGAUGCCCCCUGCAGCUAUGCGGGCUGACAUUGUGGUCUCUAAGGACGGAACCGGCAACUAUAAGACGAUCACCGAGGCUAUCCAAGCUGCUCCAGAGCAGAGCACUCGCCGUAUCAUUAUUUACCUGAAGGCUGGAAGGUACGAAGAAGACAACCUGAAGGUGGGGAGGAAGAAGACCAACUUGAUGUUCAUGGGAGACGGGAAAUGGAAAACCGUUAUAACGGGUGGAAAGAAUGUCUACCAGAAGUACACCACCUUCCACUCUGCCUCCUUCGCGGCGACGGGGAGUGGAUUUAUAGCAAGGGACAUGACUUUCGAGAACUACGCAGGGCCUGCAAAGCAUCAAGCGGUGGCUUUGCGAGUAGGGGCAGACCAUGCGGUGGUGUAUCGAUGCAGCAUCAUUGGGUAUCAAGACACGCUUUAUGUACACUCGCAGCGGCAGUUCUAUAGGGAAUGUGAAAUCUAUGGAACCGUGGAUUUCAUAUUUGGAAACGCUGCAGUGGUGUUGCAGAAUUGCAAUCUCUACGCACGCAAGCCCAUGGCCCAACAGAAGAACACUAUUACGGCCCAGAAUCGUAAGGACCCGAACCAGAACACCGGAAUUUCAAUACAUAACUGCCGGAUCCUCCCUACUCCGGAUCUUGAACUCGUUAAAUCAGCCUACCCGACGUAUCUGGGUAGUCCUUGGAAACAGUAUUCGAGGACGGUGUAUAUGCUUUCGUACAUGGGGGAUCACAUCCACCCUAUGGGUUGGCUGGAGUGGAAUGGCAACUUUGCCCUUGACACCCUUUACUACGGGGAGUACAUGAAUUACGGUCCAGGUGGAGCUGUGGGGCAACGGGUUAAGUGGAGCGGUUACCGGGUCAUCACCUCUGUUGUAGAGGCUAGUAAAUUCACGGUCGGUCAAUUCAUCUAUGGAUCGUCAUGGUUGCCGGCGACUGGGGUGGCCUUUGUCGCUGGACUAUCGGUUUGACCCCUUUUUUCUCUUUUUUCUAUUUUUAAUUUUU